Molecule: messenger RNA, 1839 nt
Organism: Dictyostelium purpureum
Lineage: Eukaryota; Evosea; Eumycetozoa; Dictyosteliales; Dictyosteliaceae
Exons: 2
Coding region: 1-1839 (612 amino acids)
Biological process (GO): COPI coating of Golgi vesicle
Molecular function (GO): GTPase activator activity
Source: RefSeq, a predicted model, not a curated record
AUGUCAGCAGACAGAGAAGCAAAUAUUGCAAGAGCAAAAGAAAUUUUCAAGAGAUUAAAAGAAGAGGAUACAACCAAUAAAAUUUGUUUUGAAUGCAGAUCAGCCAAUCCACAAUGGGCAUCAGUUUCAUAUGGUAUUUACAUUUGUCUAGAAUGCUCAGGUGUUCAUAGAAGUUUAGGUGUUCAUUUAAGUUUUGUUAGAAGUUUAACUAUGGAUCAAUGGUCAGAUGUACAAUUAGAAAAAAUGAUUCAAGGUGGUAAUUCUAAAGCUAAAGAAUUCUUCAAGAAACAUGGUAUUCCAGAUGAUGCCAACAUUAAGGGAAAAUAUAAUACAGAGGGUGCUCGUUUAUACAAAGAUAAACUUAGUGCAUUAUCAGAGUCAAGGGCUUGGAAAGAGCCAGAGGCAAGAGCUGCUAAGGUUUCACCAAACACCACUUCAACUGCUUCAUCAUAUUCAGCACCAAAAAAGAAUAAAGGUAUCUUUGAUGAUGAUUGGGAAAAUACUUCACCACCACUUCAAUCAGUAAAUAAAUCAUCACCUUCUUCAUCCAAACCAACCUAUAAUAAAUCUGUAAAAUCAAUUUCAAGUGGUGGUGGCGACUGGGAUAGAGAAGAUAACAAUAGCUAUAACUCACCGGCACCAAAAUCAAAAACUGCUUAUAGCAGUAGCAAUAGUUAUAGUAGCAGCAGCAAUAGCAAUAGUAGUUAUGGUGGUGGUGGUGGUUAUAAUAGUGGGGGCAUUGGUUAUAACAGUAGUAAUAAUAGCAGCAGUUAUAAUAGUUACAAUAGUAGUAAUAGUAGUAACAGUAGCAGUAACAGUGGAACAAAAGAUUAUGGUAGAAAUGUAAAAUCAAUUUCAAGCGAUAGCUAUAAUAGAGAUAAUAGCAGUAGUAGCAGUAGUAAUGUUCAAAAAGAUUAUAGCAAAUUUAGCGGUGCUAAAUCGAUUUCAAGUGACCAAUAUUAUGGUGAUUCAGAUGGAGGUUAUAAUAGUAGUGGUAGUGGUGGCGGUGGUUAUAAUAGUUAUAACAGAGGUAGCGGUAGUAGCGGUUAUUACAAUAGUUCCGGAUCAACAUUAGAUUAUGGCUUUUCAUUAUUAAAUGAAGGUUUUUCUAGAUUGAGCACUGUUGCUUCAGUAGUUUCAUCAAAGGUUCAAGAUGGCACUUUAUUAACCGAAGCCCAAUCAAUGGUUUCAACAUAUAUUCAAAAAGCAAAAGAUGUUAUUGAUGGUAACGAGGGACCAAGUUAUAAUGGUAAUUCAUAUAAUGGUGGUGGUUAUAAUGGUAAUGACGGUGGCAUUGAUAAGAAUUCAAUCUAUGAUCAAUAUACUGGCGUCAAUUCAAAUGGGUAUAAAAAUAGUCCAUUUAAUUCAAAACCAAAUAAUAAUUUAAAUAAUAGUGGUUUAUCAAAUUCAACAAACUCAAGUUCAUCCAAUAAAUCAAAUAAAAAGCAAUCUGAAGAAGAAUUUGUUGGAUGGCAAGUUGAUGAAGAUGAAGAGGAAGAAGAGGAAGAAAGAACUCCACCUCCAUCAAAAAAUAAUAAAUCAAAAAAUAAUAAUAAUAAUAAUAAUAAUAGUAAAUCAUUUAAAAAUAAUAAUAAUAAUAGAUUCGAUAGUGAUAAUGAAGAAGAGGAAGAAGAAAAACCAAUACCAAAGAAACAACCACCACAACCAAAGAAACAACCAAGUGAAGAUGAAAAAGAAGAAGAAGAGGAAGAGGAGUCUUGGGUUUGGAAAGAUGAUUCACCAAAAAAACCAAAAAAUACAAAUAAAAAUAUUUCAACUUCAACACCAACUAAACCUCAAUCAAAGAAAAUCUCUGAUUGGGAUGAUUGGGAUAAUUAA